Molecule: messenger RNA, 1266 nt
Organism: Durio zibethinus
Lineage: Eukaryota; Viridiplantae; Streptophyta; Magnoliopsida; Malvales; Malvaceae
Product: F-box protein SKIP1-like
Molecular function (GO): protein binding
Source: RefSeq, a predicted model, not a curated record
UUUUCCAAUGAAAUUACCAUAUUAUCCAAUUCGUUAUCAACAAAACUCUUUUCUUUUAACGUAAGAGGGAAACGGUAUUCGGUGCUUCCCAAAACAAGCGUUCUAACAUGGAGGGCAAAGAAGGAACAGGGGAAUCAGACACCGAGUCCGUGCUCAUCUCCGAUUGGGCCGAGUUAACCCUCGAGUGCCUCAUCAACAUCCUUUCUCGACUCACUUUCGAGCACCGAUGGACAGGCCCUUUGCUUGUAUGCAAACCAUGGCUCAACGCCUGCAAGGAUCCUUCUCUAAACUCCGUGUUCGAUCUCGAAACUCGGUUCGAUUCCUCCACCGAGUCAACCCGCUGGUGGACCACCGAGUUUGAAAGAAGAAUCGACUCCAUGCUCCGAUCCGUCAUCUCCUGGAGCAACGGCAAUCUAACCAAGAUUCUUACCCGUCAUUGCUCGGAUGACUCUAUCAAUCUGGCCGCUCAAAGGUGUCCAAAUCUCCAAGUUCUUUCUAUAAAAACCUGUCCCCGCGUGACCGAUGCCUCGAUGGCUCAAAUAGCGUAUCAUUGUCGGAACCUUAAACAACUCGACAUCAGUUACUGCUAUGAAAUCUCACACGAAUCUCUGGUGUUAAUAGGUCGGAAUUGUCCCAACCUAAAGGUUUUAAAAAGGAACCUGAUGAAUUGGUUAGACCCAUCGCAACACGUGGGAAUCGUUCCCGAUUAUUAUCUAAAUGCUUGUCCACAAGAUGGGGAUACAGAAGCAGCUGCGAUUGGGAAAUUUAUGCCUCAAUUGGAGCAACUUGAAAUUAGAUUUUCCAAGUUAUCAGCUAAAGGUCUUGGUUCGAUUUGUGAAGGGUGUUUGAAACUUGAGUACUUGGAUUUGUCUGGGUGUGCUAAAUUGACUAGUCGGGAUAUUGUCAAUGCGACAUCGAAUUUGAAGGAUUUGAAGGAGGUGAAGAAGCCGAAUUUUUAUAUACCCAGGUCAGUUUUUCAUGCUGAGAGAUAUGGGCAUUGGAGGUUGUAUGAUGAGAGGUUUCAAACUGAUGUUUUUCGAAUCUAGGAGAAAGAAAAAGGAACAUGCUCUCAAUCGCUUUGCUUUACUAUUUGUGUAUUACCGUAUUAUGAAUCAUCUGUUCAUGUUUGAUUGUAUGAUGACAUGGUGUUUUGCUCAAUUCGUUGUAAUGUAAUACUUAUUUUCCCUAUCACUAGUUUCCCCUUUGUCCAUUGUUUGAUCUCUGAAAGGGAAAAAAGAAAUAGCCAAUGAACCUAUUUUGAAUUGA